GGCAGUGCUGCAUGCCUGGCUACUCUGUGUAGGCGAAAGGAUUGAAUAUGUAACAGCGCCAACAUAACAACAGCCUCUUGUCCCACAGCGGGAGCGCGCUUGAAAAUACUCAGCCAAGACGAGACAUCUUCUGGCGAGGUUCAGACCCUUCCCCCGUCGCUAUUUGCCUCCUCCCUUCUUUCGUCUCAGCGGUGCUCGAUCAAUUUGAUCAUCGGCACAUCAUUAUCAGCCAAUUCAUCGUUGCUUCUCGAAUGCCCCACACCAUUCAAUCCAGCUACAUCAGCACUACGAGGACCUCUGGAAAUGCAAAUUCUCCCUUGACACCAGAAGCUUCCGACCAUACCAAUCUAUUUCCUGAUUAUGGAGAAUUUGUUGAUUGCGAAGCCUUGAGAGCUCAAACCCUCAAUGCUGACGGAACGCCGAAGCGACCAAUGAAUGCGUUCAUGAUUUUUGCUCGUCUGCGACGUCCACAGAUCUCUGCGGAAAACCAUGCUCUACGGACUGGAGACGUCAGCAAGAUCCUGAGCAAAGAAUGGGCCACAAUGCACUUUAGAGACAAAAAAUGGUACCAAGACCAGGCUAAAAAACUGAAGGCAGAGUUCAAGAACAAGUAUCCUCAUUAUGUCUACCGUCGCAAGUCUACUCGUAGACGGCAACGACUCCAACCCAACGGCUCCGCUGUUGGUAGUGUUAAAGACGGUCCUGCGCAAUCUGAAUGGUCAGAAAGCCCAGAGAGCGAUCUGGAAGAGUUAUGGCCAAGACGUUCUACUUUGGAAGAUCCGGCACUGGAUGUAAUAAUGAAUGCACGGCCGAGCCAGGUUCUGCAUGAAGAUGCCUCCAGACUAUCCAGAGAGGCAUCCUAUUCCAGGACAAAUAAUGUUCUUCGUCGUCUAUCCCAGCGCCCUGCCGCUCAUGUUCCAUCGUACCAUGUCCCUAGCUUCUUAAACACUCCAUUUUGCGCUGGAACUCCGGACUUGUCCUACAGGAUGCCCAUGGCCAACACCAUUCCUAACUCUUACCUGAUAUUUCCUAGGCGGGGGAUAUGAACAGUUGCCUACGUUCUGUUACGACCAAUAAUAUAUGUACGCUUCUCAUAAAGAUCCCUUGAUCACGGUAUUGCUAUAGAACAAUUUGUACUUCUGUAACGCUCGCCCUACUAGUCCAUAAUUUGAAAGACUCCGUC
Molecule: messenger RNA, 1183 nt
Organism: Guyanagaster necrorhizus
Lineage: Eukaryota; Fungi; Basidiomycota; Agaricomycetes; Agaricales; Physalacriaceae
Product: HMG-box
Exons: 4
Coding region: 252-1046 (264 amino acids)
Biological process (GO): cell differentiation; positive regulation of transcription by RNA polymerase II
Cellular component (GO): nucleus
Molecular function (GO): RNA polymerase II cis-regulatory region sequence-specific DNA binding; DNA-binding transcription activator activity, RNA polymerase II-specific
Source: RefSeq, a predicted model, not a curated record